AGCCUCUCAAGAGCUGGAAUUACAGCUGGGAAAUUCUUGCAAACACAAAGGAAGUGAAUGAGGAAGAAGCUCAGAGGAGAGCCAGGCAAACUUGGUGCAUGCUUUCCUGAGCCGGGCUUCACAUUUCUAAGCAGCAUUGAGUUUGGAAACGACUGAGACAUGACCACGUGUCUGUUCCCUGCCUUGCUCCUCCUACUCCUCCCAGGCUUCUCUACUGCAAAGAAAGAUAUCACUGGUCCAGAGAAAGUGAGUGGCCAUGAGUGGGGCUCACUGACUGUGGAAUGUCAUUAUUCCUCAAAGUGGAAGACCAAGCCGAAAUGGUGGUGUUGAGGAGCUAGGUGGAACAGCUUCAAGGAGCUGAUUAAAACCAAUGGAUCAGGGGCUGAGAAGGAGGAGAAGAAGGGACGCUUGUCCAUCUGGGACAACCAGAAAGAUCUCAUGUUCAGUGUAACUAUGAAGGAUCUCAGGAGAGAUGAUGCUGGUAGUUACUGGUGUGGGAUUGAAAGAAUUGGAAUUGACCUUGGAGCCCUAGUUCAAGUGACCAUUGGUCCAGGUAAAUGUGUGUAUGUGUGGUUGUAUCUCUGAGACCCCACAUGAGUAAGCUAACUGUCACCAGAGUGACAUAUUGCAGAAGGGGGUUCAGUCCUGAGGGCUAAGGCCUUUCUUCCGAGAUCCCGGUCCUGUCUUCUGACAGGUAGAAGAUGGUGGAGAAGGAUGACAAUUUUCUCCUCUUAGCACAACACACACAACCCCACCUUAUCCCACACAGAAUUAUAUUAGAAGUAUUUUCAUGUGCAUAGAGAUGAAGUACUUUAAUACAAAGUAAAUUAUGGAACCUGUA
This is a messenger RNA of Octodon degus (degu), 841 nucleotides long. RefSeq names its product CD300 molecule like family member d (gene Cd300ld). Gene Ontology annotation, molecular function: transmembrane signaling receptor activity. The transcript is spliced from 4 exons. Gene Ontology annotation, cellular component: plasma membrane. NCBI's taxonomy places the organism in Eukaryota, Metazoa, Chordata, Mammalia, Rodentia, Octodontidae. The record is from RefSeq and is a predicted model, not a curated record.